Messenger RNA from Ochotona princeps (American pika), 1324 nucleotides. Its product is annotated as speedy protein E4-like. Gene Ontology annotation, biological process: positive regulation of cyclin-dependent protein serine/threonine kinase activity. Gene Ontology annotation, molecular function: protein kinase binding. The record is from RefSeq and is a predicted model, not a curated record. Lineage: Eukaryota; Metazoa; Chordata; Mammalia; Lagomorpha; Ochotonidae. The transcript has 10 exons. Bases 1 to 969 code for a protein of 322 amino acids.
AUGAGAUUUGAAGUGCAGGAGGGUAGUCUUGGAAUUGGACAUCAUGCUGCCAUAGAUACCAAAGAGCAGUGCUUUGCGGAAUGGGGUGAUGUCAUCAGUGAAUCAGGACGGGGGCUCCGGAAUCCUGGCAGCCGUUUGAGCCCUGGACACUUGGAUACGGUCAGUGCUCUUCUCGCCCUGUUGUGGGACUCUGCUCUGGCAAUGGAAGACACUAGACUUCUCUCCACAGUGUCCUCCAGUGGAGGCAAUGUACAGGAGGAGGCGCCAGAGGGCGCCCUCUGCCAAAGGAAGACAGCGUCCCAGGACAACAGCCCGGUGGCCUCCAGUCCUGCCCCUUCAGUGGCUGAUCCUGAGCAAGCAACCAGGGAGAAGAGGGACCCAGAGACAAGGAAACUGGCAGACGCCAAGGCAGCUCUCAGUAGGAACAGCUCCCCGCCCUCUGUCUCCGGCCUGAAGUCCUGGAGAAGGAGGGGCCAGAGGAAGAACAUAUGGACUGUCAAUCACGUCGAGGGAACGAAACUCAGAAUGAACAAGAGGAGAAGACCCAGUUACCGCCUGGAGGACCAAGAGGCUUUCUACCGACUGCUAGAGGACCCUGUAAUCCAGAGCUUCUUGGAAGCAGACAUCUUCCUCAAAGUGUCUGACAAGUACCUGCUGGCCAUGGUGGUGGAGUACUUUGGCCGCGUGGGGCUGCCAGGACACCUCUACAACAGAAUCCAUUUCUUCCUGGCCCUCUAUAUCGCCUCUGACAUGGAGGAGGACAACCCCACGUCAAAGCGCAGCAUCUUCCAGUUCCUGCUGGGCAAGGAGCACUGGCCAGAUCUCUACAAGGAGUUCCUGAAGCUGAAGAUGGAGUUCUUCCACGCCAUGGACCACCGCGCCUGGGUCACCCCGGAGCUAUGUGAGGAGAUACAGGCCCAGAAUCCACACCACUGGGUCUGGGGCCGGGAGCGCCAGUGCGCUCCCUAGGUUCCCAGGCUUGGGAACGCCUCCUGGCAGGUGGUGUGAGUGUGGGUCCCAGCCCCCUCUUUGGUGCCCCCCAAAAAACAACAACAAAAUGAGCAGGCGUGAGGAGGCGGUCUGUCACUCGGUGUCACAGACAGGACUCUGGAAAGGUGUCGCUGAUCCAAGUCCUCCCAAGGAAUCACGCGCUGUGCGUGCAGUAAUGCUCCCAAGCGCCUGACUGCAGGCUUCUGAUCAGAGUUGGAAACUACAGGUGUCCAUCCAGGACCAACACUGAUGCCCACCCCUACUAGAAAACGGAGCUGCUGCCACUGUGGCUCUUGGUAGGAGAAAAGCAAAUAAAUGUUACACUGUCCUUCCA